Messenger RNA from Lathyrus oleraceus (garden pea), 642 nucleotides. RefSeq lists its product as uncharacterized. The coding region runs from base 1 to 642 and encodes 213 amino acids. NCBI's taxonomy places the organism in Eukaryota, Viridiplantae, Streptophyta, Magnoliopsida, Fabales, Fabaceae. The transcript is spliced from 2 exons. The record is from RefSeq and is a predicted model, not a curated record.
AUGUCUCUUUAUGGUCUUAAGCAAUCUCCGAGAGCUUGGUUUGGCAGAUUCAGCACUGUAGUACAACAAUUUGAUGAUAUUGUCAUAACUGGUAGUGAUCAGCAGGGUAUACUCCAGUUAAAGCAACAUCUCUCAAAUCAAUUUCAGACAAAAGAUCUUGGUAAGCUUCGUUAUUUCUUGGGUAUUGAGGUAGCCCAAUCUAUAGAUGGUUUGAUGAUUUCUCAACGGAAAUAUGCUAUGGAUAUUUUGGAAGAAACAAGUUUGUUGAAUGCUAAACCAACUAAUACCCCUAUGGAUCCAGGUGAUAAACUACUAUCCAAUCAGGGGGAGCCUCUAUCUGACUCGGGAAGGUAUAUAGGAUUGGUUGGAAAGUUGAAUUAUUUCACCGUCAGUCGUCCAGACAUUUCUUUUGCAGUUAGUGUGGUAAGUCAGUUCUUAAACUCCCCUUGUCAGGAACACAUGGAUGCUGUUAUCCGGAUUCUGAGAUACAUCAAACGUACUCUAGGAAAAGGUCUAGUGUAUGAAAAUAAAGGACAUACUCAGAUAAUUGGAUACUCCGAUGCUGAUUGGGCAGGGUCACCCAUUGAUAGACGAUCCACCUCUGGGUAUUGUGUACUUGUUGGAGGAAACCUUAUAUCCUAG